CCAUCCACUACGCUGCAAAAAGCACAUCUCUUCCACUAACAUUGGUUGAUAUAUAAAUAUAAAAAUAUCUCACAUUCUCCAAACCAAAAAAACCCAAUUCUUUGCGCUGCGUCUAACAUUCCCCACAAUUUGACCUCUGUGUUCUUCAUCUCUGCAACCAAAUCAGAACCAUUUUGACUUUUUUAUCAACAAUUUCAACUCAAAUUUCAACCCAAGACUGUUAAUUUAUUAAGGUGGUGUUUGAGAUCGAAUCGGAACUGAAAAGGGUGUAAAGAUUUAACAUUUGAUUGGUUGUUGAAUAUAGGGAGGUGAAGGAUUUAAGAUCAAGUAUAAAGAUUUAAGAUCAAGGUCAGAUCUAAAGGGGAAAAGGGCAAUUAUGUCUUUUAUUGGAACACAGCAGAAAUGCAAGGCUUGUGGGAAGACAGUUUACCCUGUGGAACUUUUGUCUGCUGAUGGUAUUGAUUAUCACAAAUCUUGCUUCAAGUGUAGCCAUUGCAAAGGUACCCUUAAGCUGAGCAAUUACUCGUCAAUGGAAGGAGUGCUCUACUGCAAGCCUCACUUUGAGCAACUCUUCAAGGAAAGCGGCAACUUCAACAAGAACUUCACAUCACCUGCAAAGGCUGCUGAGAAGUUGUCGCCAAUGCUGACAAAGUCACCUAGCAAAGCUGCUGGCAUGUUCUCCGGUACCCAAGACAAAUGCGCUACUUGUGGCAAAACAGCUUAUCCUCUGGAGAAGGUAACAGUGGAGAACCAAGCAUACCACAAGUCAUGUUUCAAGUGCUCACACGGAGGAUGUUCUUUAUCGCCAUCAAACUAUGCAGCUUUGGAGGGAAUCUUGUACUGCAAGCAUCAUUUUUCGCAGCUAUUCAAGGAGAAGGGCAGCUACAAUCAUCUCAUCAAGUCGGCAUCCAUCAAACGCACUGCGGCAGCCGCAGCCGCAGCAGCGACACCAGAUGCCGCUUCUAUUCCAGAAUGAUAACCAUCGUAUGAAACGGUUUUUGGUUUGUUUUGCUUUGCUUGUGUUUGUGUUUAAGUGUUUAUUAUUCCCGCGCUUGGGAACGGAUUAAGCUUUGAGACUUACCAACUUUCUUUUGUGUGAUUGAUUCACUGGGUGCCUGCCGUAUUAAUCGAAACUGUAUUUCCGCUUUUCUUGAAA
Molecule: messenger RNA, 1156 nt
Organism: Helianthus annuus (common sunflower)
Lineage: Eukaryota; Viridiplantae; Streptophyta; Magnoliopsida; Asterales; Asteraceae
Product: LIM domain-containing protein WLIM2b
Exons: 6
Coding region: 377-976 (199 amino acids)
Biological process (GO): actin filament bundle assembly
Cellular component (GO): actin cytoskeleton; plasma membrane
Molecular function (GO): actin filament binding
Source: RefSeq, a predicted model, not a curated record